GGUGCAUUCACUUUUGAGCUGUCACAUCGCUGAAAAGAGCGAUCAGCUGUUCUGCGGUGGAUGCAGCUUUGGGAUAGACUGCGUUUACUUGCUUGGGUCUGACUGCUGGCAUGGCAACAGCUCAGUCAGUGUUAACAGUGGCUGUGUGCAUUCUGCUCAUCACAGAGCUGAUUCUGGCUGAGAAAGAUUACUAUGAGAUCCUGGGUGUCCCCAAAGAUGCAUCUGACCGGCAGAUCAAAAAAGCCUUCCACAAACUAGCCAUGAGGUACCACCCCGAUAAAAACAAAAGCCCUGAUGCAGAAGCAAAUUUCAGAGAAAUUGCAGAGGCAUAUGAAACAUUAUCUGAUGACCAGCGGAGACAGGAGUAUGAUCAGAUGAGGAGCAAUCCUUUCUCUAGAAAGGGCACGAGAGGAGGUGGCGACCACUUCCGUCAACAUUUCAACUUUGACGAUUUAUUCACAGACUUUGACAUCUUCGGACACAACCCUCACUCCCAGAAUGAAAGACAUUUUGAUAAUCACUUUCAGGCUCAUGAAGAAGCCCGUAGCAGACACAGGAGGCACCACACUUUCGGUGGUGGUAUGUUUGACGAUAUGUUUGAAGACAUGGAGAGGAUGUUUUCUUUUGAUGGACACCAGACUCGGACUCAGCGCAGGUUUCAUGGUUCUGGCAGGCAGCACUGUAGGACUGUCACACAGCGAAGGGGCAACAUGGUCACUACAUACACCGACUGCUCCUGAACCCUCCACACGUGGAAAUGUUGUGUUGACUGAAAUUUGAAUGAAUGCUGUUUUGCUUUGUUUGUUUUGAAUCAGUGUUGAUGACCUCUGGAAAGUCUUCUAAGUAAAUAGUACAUUGCUGAGGAAAUCAUCCUCAGUCCAGGGAACCUAAAUCUGCCUUAAAGGAAUAGUUCACCCAAAAAUGAAAAUUCUCUCAUCACUUACUCACCCUCAUGCUACCUCAGAUGUGUAUGACUUUCUUCAGCAGAACACAAAUUAAGAUUUUUAGGAGAACAUCUUCACUCUGUAAGUGAAUGGUGACCAAAUAUUUGAAGCUCCAAAAAGCACAUAAAGGCAGCAUAAAAGUAAUCCAUAUGACUCCAGUGGUUUCAUCCAUAUCUUCUAAAGCGAUCCAAACAGGUUUGGGUAAGAACAGACCAAAAUAUAAUUCCUUUUUACAUUGUACAUCUUGCCAUUGCAGUCUCUAGGCAUGAUCAUGUUUUCAAGCUUUAUUAUACAUCCUAGUACUUCAUGCAUGCACAGAGUGCUAGAUGGUGCUGUGAAGUUAAAUCAAGCUUGAAAUCAUGAUUGAAGGAGGCUGCUGAUGUCAAGAUUUUUAGUGUAAAUAGGAGUUAUAUAUUGGUCUGUUCUCACCCAAAACUGUUUGGAUUGCUUUAGAAGACAUGGAUUAAACCACGGGAGUCAUAUGAAUUACUUUUAUGCUGCCUUUAUGUGCUUUUGGGAGCUUCAAAGUUUUGGAUUCUGUUGACUUGAAUCGAGCUGAAAUAUUCUUCUAAAAAGCUUUUUUUUGUGUUCUGCAGAAGGAAAAAAAGUUAUACACAUCUGGGAUGGCCUGAGGGUUAGUAAAUGAUGAGAGAAUUUUUAUUUUGGGGUGACCUAUACUUUAAACUCCAUCCACAACAUUCUGCAAAAAUACUAAAAAACAGCAAUGACACUUCAACACUUUUACUGUGAACAGAAUAACCUGAGGUUGAAAUGGCACUUUAAUCUGGUUGUCAAUUAUUGAUAAACUCCUAUUAAGCUGUCUUUGUCAAGAUUUAGGGUGCUCCACUUAAAAUUAAAAGCAUAGUUUGUUUUCGGGGGAAAAAGGGUUUCACAUUUGUUUACAUCUGAGGCCUUUAAACGUGUGAUUGCAUUAAUUGCACUUGAACACUUGAGCAUUGAACCUGUCUGAGGCGUUUACAUGCUCGCAUUCAAACAUUCAAAGUGUCUUAAAAUUCAAGAAAGUGAAUUCCCCUAUGAAGGUUUGUGUUAAUGUUUGGUUUGCCUGAGUUAUUGCUUGAUGUUGCACAGUGUUGAAAAAGAUUGAGUCUUGUAAUGCUCUUUUUGUUGACUGUACUGUCCUUAACAUGCAUGUUACACGAUUUGUAUAUAUUCCAUCUCAGCUAACAUGACACCUGAGCAAGCUGUGGCUCUUAUUAUGGGAAAUCCUCUAUAUGCAUUAUUAAUUACAAUCUCAUUGCUUUUCGGGGAUCCUGUUAGAUGUAGGGCUUUCCUGGAAUAAAAGGCAACAGUAUAGGAUAAAAUUAAAUUACAUACUGUAAAAGGGUUGGCUUUUUUCCCCCUUUUAGCUCUGGUAUCAUUUCAAAUUUCCAUGUAGUUUUCUGUGAUGAUUUUUGUUUUGUUUUUUUGUGACAGAUAAAUUGCCUGGGGCACUUUGGUAAAUGACAUACAAAAGCAAUGUUACAUUGCUUUCGUCUAUUAUAUAAAUUAUGGGGUGAACAAAAAUAUCCUACACUUGCUGUAGUUCUGUGAUCAAGCUUGUACUUAUUUUGGCUGUCUUAAGAUUUGAUUGUAAACUGGAGCUGGGCAUUUCUGCCAAUCAGUUUUAAAAUAUGUCACAGAGAACUGUGUAAUUUUAUUUCGGUGCCUUUUAUUACAACAAUUACCUCGCGUCAAAUCUUUGUGAAUUACUUGAAAUAUUAGAACAAGCACCUUGUGUAGUUAAUGCCUCUUACUUUCCCUAAUUGUGAAACUUGUGUGUAUGUGCGUGCCUUUUACCAUUCUCAUAGGUGUGUAACUCUGUUCUCUACUAUUUUAAUUUUCAUAAAAGCUUUAAACAAAUUGUUUUCUUAUUCAAUAUUGUAAAAAUUAUACAAAAAAAGCACACACAAAGAAGUGUGUAUAAUGAAUCUUUGUUCCUCUAGACUAAAUGUAUGUAUGCAUGUA
Molecule: messenger RNA, 2909 nt
Organism: Myxocyprinus asiaticus (Chinese sucker)
Lineage: Eukaryota; Metazoa; Chordata; Actinopteri; Cypriniformes; Catostomidae
Product: dnaJ homolog subfamily B member 9-like
Exons: 3
Coding region: 111-740 (209 amino acids)
Cellular component (GO): endoplasmic reticulum
Molecular function (GO): misfolded protein binding; protein-folding chaperone binding
Source: RefSeq, a predicted model, not a curated record